Pleurotus ostreatus (oyster mushroom) is the source of this 1107-nucleotide messenger RNA. RefSeq lists its product as uncharacterized. Bases 1 to 1107 code for a protein of 368 amino acids. Lineage: Eukaryota; Fungi; Basidiomycota; Agaricomycetes; Agaricales; Pleurotaceae. The transcript has a single exon. The record is from RefSeq and is a predicted model, not a curated record.
AUGCAUCCCGACGUGAAGAAACUUGUCUUCACAGUUCCUGAAAACUUCUCGUCUCAAUAUCUCAGCUUCUCUCAAUAUUUCUACGCCCGCCUUCCAAACCUACAAUCCCUCGAGCUAAAAAAUCUGACCUCCAGCAGCAAUCCUAAUGCCCAGCAGGCUCUCGGUACGACUAUCGAGAAACUCGCCCAGCUAAGGCAGUUGACACUGCCUUGCGGACUUGUUGAUGGCUUGAUGAAUAUACUUUCUAAUUUGCCCAAGCUGGAAGCUUUGUCCAUGACAAGUAGAAGCAACUCCGAUAAUAACUUACCACUAAGCGACGGAGCAUUUUCUUCACUAUCCGCGAUUUCUCUUGUAAUAUCAUUUGCUGCGUCAACUCAGCUCUUCAACCAUCCCAACCAUCCUCCUGCACUCGUUCGCAUUCGUAUCGAGUCUCCGAGAGCCGAAUCGCCAGCGCACAUGACCCAGUUACUGGAUGCCAUCGCCGCCAGCUACCCCCGCCUUCGUCAACUCCAUAUCUCUUGCCUUACCUCUUCCGCCCCUCCGGAUAUCAAUGAAACUGUUGACAUACGCACCAUCCGCCCAAUACUGAAAUGUGCCAUGCUUCGUUCUCUGGAACUUGCGCACUAUCAUCCAUUCCGCCUCCUUUAUGUCGAUGUAGAGGAGAUUGCAAUCUCUCUCCCACACAUCGAGACACUAGUUCUAAAUUGUAGCCCGGCCAGCAAAUCACUACAAAACACACUCAGCUUCCCCGCUCUGAUCUCUCUAGCUGCCAAUUGCCCAAAACUUGAACACCUCGGACUAUACCUUGGUUUGCGCGAUGAAGAUAUACCAGCUUCAGACCAGAAUCCACAAGUCAAGUUCAACAACCUACGUACAUUGUGUACUGGCUUCUCGUCCGUCAGCAAUCCUCGUUCUGUCGCUUUCUUCCUUAGCUUCCUUUGCCCGUGGCUCGCCGAUUUUGUACGGGGUGAUUCCUGGAUGGGGGAGGGGCGUACUGGGAAGGAUGGGAUGAAAGAAUGGGAUGAAAUUGAGAGUUUGCUACCUUUUUUGUCCUCAGUCCGCGCCCAUGAAAGAGCUUCCGUUCAUCGCAAGCUUCAAGGAGCCUAA